UGUAUUUUCUCCACAUCCCAUCCGGACAAAAUAUGAGGACGGACCGGUCCACUUCCGGUACGACUGUCAACAGAGAAGGACCUACACGUGUUUUCAAACAGUUAAAAUGCCGAAGGCUCAGAAAGGAAAAGGAAAAGGAAAAGCUCCGGAGAAGGUUGUUCACCCGUACAGCCGGAAAGCUGCUUACCUCGCGCGAGAAGAAAUCAGACUGAGAAAGAAAGAGAGGAAUAAGAAUGAUAAAGCAACGCGUCUGAGCAGCAUCGGUGAGAAGCUGUUGUGGUUUCAGGAACAUUUGGAUCCAGAAAAGACGGCUUACACCAGAAAAGACGCCUGUGACAUCGUUGAAAGGUACCUCCAGAGGUUUGAUUCUGAACUUGAGCAGAUUGAGCUGAUGAACGGGAUCAAAGGUCGGCAGGGUCGUCUCCAUGGCGCCAGGGAGGCUGUCAUCAAACAGACUGUCGAGCGAGAGCGAGAGCAGUAUGAGGGCAUCGGGUUUGAAAUCCCAGACAUCAUAAAUGCAAAAAAUCUGAAAACAUUCAGGGAGUGGACUGGGGACCUGAAGAAACUUCCAAAUAUUAAACUGCGAAAUGUAUCCAACAAAGGUUUGGACACAAAGACUGAGGAAGAUGAGAAACACGAUGACGCAGAAGACGAUAAUAAGAAUGAUGAAGAUGACUUGGAUGAUGAAGAUGACUUGGAUGACGAGCAGCUGGAGGAUUUGGUGGUGAUGUCGGACUAAAACUGAGACUCUUCCCGAGUGACCGUAGCUCAAAGCUGAGGUCGUCCAUUCAGGAUAACUGACUGUGGAGCUGAGCAGCAAAGACUUAAUAGAAAGUGUUUUUAUGCCUGUGUGUGGGGGGGGGGGGAUGCUGAUGCUGCUGCUGCUCCACAACUGUCCUGAAGAUGGUGCCAGACUCUCAAAGAUGGAGGAACUAAACUUUCAUCUGCCUGUCCUCCCGUUCUUCUUAGUGUUGCUCAGUAACUCCACACCAGCCUGCGAGGGGUUCUACAUUCAUUGUUUAUUGCACAAACAAAUAUAAGUGGUAUGUAACCUGAAUCCGUUUUAUCCAAUCAGAGAUAGAAAAGGUUUAGUCAAAGAUGUUGAGUGCUCUAAUGCUUGUGGGGGCUGCGACACUGAUAAAUAACCAAAUUAAAUCCGUAGAAAAGUGGACAAGUGUAAAUAACAGUUGCCUUCUUUUUGUUUUGAUUGAUUUGUCAGCCGCUCUCACUGUGUGUCAAGUGUAAACGCAUUAACGGAUGGGAACCAUGAAAACUCAAGUUACAUCAAUGUAUACAUAUCUGGACCUCGCAGAGCGGUACGUCCAUAAAGCUGCAAACUGUCAGAACAAAAUGUCAUAAACAACUGGGCUACUUUUCUAUUUAAGAAAACUCCUAUGAUCAUAAAUAAAUUCAGCUUUUUCAAAAACUUUA
This is a messenger RNA of Cottoperca gobio, 1431 nucleotides long. It is a transcript of the gene tma16, whose product is annotated as translation machinery associated 16 homolog. NCBI's taxonomy places the organism in Eukaryota, Metazoa, Chordata, Actinopteri, Perciformes, Bovichtidae. The transcript has 7 exons. Bases 107 to 739 code for a protein of 210 amino acids. Gene Ontology annotation, cellular component: nucleus. The record is from RefSeq and is a predicted model, not a curated record.